Messenger RNA from Cuculus canorus (common cuckoo), 7833 nucleotides. RefSeq names its product beta-transducin repeat containing E3 ubiquitin protein ligase (gene BTRC). The record is from RefSeq and is a predicted model, not a curated record. Lineage: Eukaryota; Metazoa; Chordata; Aves; Cuculiformes; Cuculidae. The transcript has 16 exons. Gene Ontology annotation, molecular function: protein dimerization activity. Bases 93 to 1979 code for a protein of 628 amino acids.
GGAGCGGGGUGAGGCGCGGGGGGGACGCGCGGGGCAGCGCAGGUUCCCGUGCGCGGCGGCUGCGGCCUGGCCCUGGGCGCCUCGGCGGGACCAUGGACCCGGCCGAGGCCGUGCUGCAGGAGAAGGCCCUCAAGUUCAUGCCCCGAAUACACAUGCCAAAAGAUGGAUUCCAACUUAUAUCUUCUGGAUACCAAGCAUGGCUAAAGCAGUGCUCUAUGCCCAGAUCUCUGUGGCUGGGCUGCUCCAGCCUGGCGGACAGCAUGCCCUCGCUGCGAUGCCUGUAUAACCCAGGGACUGGCGCACUCCCAGCUUUCCAGAAUUCCUCUGAGAGAGAAGACUGUAAUAACGAUGAGCCCCCUAGGAAGAUCAUUCCUGAGAAGAAUUCACUUAGACAGACCUACAACAGCUGUGCCAGACUGUGCUUAAACCAGGAAACAGUAUGUCUAGGAAGCACUGCUAUGAAGACUGAAAAUUGUGUGGCCAAAACAAAACUUGCCAAUGGCACUUCCAGUAUGAUUGUGCCCAAGCAAAGAAAACUGUCUGCAAGCUAUGAGAAGGAGAAGGAACUCUGCGUCAAGUAUUUUGAACAGUGGUCUGAGUCGGACCAGGUGGAGUUUGUGGAGCAUCUCAUCUCCCAGAUGUGUCACUACCAGCACGGACAUAUAAACUCAUACCUCAAACCCAUGUUACAGCGGGACUUCAUCACUGCACUGCCAGCUCGGGGAUUGGAUCACAUUGCUGAGAACAUUCUGUCGUACCUGGAUGCGAAAUCAUUGUGUGCAGCUGAGCUCGUGUGCAAGGAGUGGUACCGGGUGACAUCAGACGGCAUGCUGUGGAAGAAACUCAUUGAGAGAAUGGUCAGGACAGACUCCCUGUGGAGGGGGUUGUCAGAGAGGAGAGGAUGGGGACAAUAUCUAUUUAAAAAUAAACCUCCUGAUGGGACUGCACCACCCAACUCCUUCUACAGAGCACUUUACCCCAAAAUUAUACAGGACAUAGAGACAAUAGAGUCAAACUGGCGGUGUGGAAGGCACAGUUUACAGAGAAUCCACUGCCGCAGUGAGACAAGCAAAGGGGUUUAUUGUUUACAGUAUGAUGAUCAGAAGAUAGUAAGUGGCCUACGAGACAAUACUAUCAAGAUCUGGGAUAAGAAUACACUGGAAUGCAAGCGAAUUCUCACCGGUCACACGGGUUCUGUCCUGUGCCUCCAGUAUGAUGAACGGGUGAUCAUUACUGGAUCUUCGGACUCAACAGUCAGGGUGUGGGACGUGAAUGCAGGCGAGAUGCUGAAUACGCUGAUUCACCACUGUGAAGCGGUACUGCACCUCCGCUUCAACAAUGGCAUGAUGGUGACGUGUUCCAAAGACCGUUCCAUCGCGGUGUGGGACAUGGCUUCACCAACAGACAUCACCCUGAGGAGGGUGCUAGUAGGGCACCGAGCUGCCGUCAAUGUAGUGGACUUCGAUGACAAGUACAUUGUAUCAGCAUCAGGUGACAGAACUAUAAAGGUAUGGAACACUAGUACCUGCGAAUUUGUGCGCACCUUAAAUGGCCACAAACGAGGCAUUGCAUGUCUGCAGUACAGAGACAGGCUGGUAGUGAGCGGCUCUUCAGAUAAUACUAUCAGGCUGUGGGAUAUCGAGUGUGGGGCAUGUUUACGAGUACUGGAAGGCCAUGAAGAGUUGGUGAGAUGCAUACGCUUUGAUAACAAGAGGAUAGUCAGCGGGGCAUACGAUGGGAAAAUUAAAGUAUGGGAUCUUGUGGCUGCUUUGGACCCUCGUGCUCCAGCAGGGACUCUCUGCUUGCGAACCCUUGUGGAGCAUUCUGGAAGAGUCUUUCGACUUCAGUUUGACGAGUUCCAGAUCGUCAGCAGCUCACAUGAUGACACCAUCCUCAUCUGGGAUUUUCUGAAUGACCCAGCUGCCCAAGCAGAAUCCACUCGUUCCCCGUCCAGAACAUACACUUACAUCUCAAGAUAAAUAACACUACACUGUACCUCACACUCGCACAGGACUCAUUUAAGCUGCAGUAUUUAAAUUAUCUGCCAAUGCCAGGACAAAAGAACUAUCCACGUAACCAAUACUUGCUGAAGAGAAAGGCUCUCAGACUUGUUUCUGGAACAAAGUUGGCAUGCGGUUGAUCUCAGACAGGGUCUACUCAGCGCGGCUGACUGCUAAAGUGCUGCUAUAUCAGAAGAUGACUUUUAUCUUUCAUGAACAAUUAACAUUUUUAAACCUUCCCAUCCCUUUCCUCCCUUGUCCCCCUUUUCCUGUUCACUCCUCUUCCCUUUACCCUCUUUGGUUCCCCUUCAAACCCAGUCACAGAUGUCCUAUGAAUAUAUUUAAGAUGUUGCCAGAAUGUGUUGCUUUGCUGUUAAGCAGAAGACUUACAGCCACAGUGCACCCUGCUGAGACAGUCACUUCAAGGCGGGUGGGAGGGUGGGUGGGAAGGAGGCCGCUACUCUCAGGCUGAAAUCAAUAUCCAUUGCUAGGCCUUGGAAAAAGCAUUCAGCUCUGAAGAGCAACAGAAACACUUAUCACAGCCAGACCAACACCUCCCCACCCCCCGACUUCCCUGCGGCUUUUGGCUGUUCUGACUGCAGACCUAUUUUUUGUGGAGAGAAGACCCUUGAAAUUUGACUAUUAUGAGCCAAAUCCAUCUCUUUCCUCUCCUGCCUGCUCUGCUAACCCUUUGGAAGCUGGAUGUGUAUUGUAGUCUCCCUUAACAUCUGCUUGGCUGGGGAAUGCUAGUCAAUGAAAAGCUAAACUCUUCUGCCGAAGUCCCAAGCAUGAUGGACUGGGGCUGAGAUCCCAUUCACCCCCACCCUAGGUGAAACAUUGGCCCAGGGCAGUAUUUCACUAGCAAAGGGACUGUCUGUACUAUCUUCCUCCUGCUGUUCUCCCCAAAGAGAGUGUUUUGCUGAUGGUUUAUGAAUCAUGCUGUAAAUUGGAGGAAGUUUGAGGCUGGGGUGAGAAGGGGAGCUGGAUAUUACUCCUUUCUUUCCUUUCUUCUCCCCUUAGAGAGGCUGCAGCUGGGUGCUGUAAGAGUGAGCUGCUAAAUACGUCAUGGGGCUCUCAAGAUCGAGCCACCCUAGAGCAGAGACACUGCAUAUACACUCUGGCCGUGGCAGUAAGAUUUUGCUCACUUGAGCAUCUGUAGGGCAUAGUCCCCUGGUGAUGGCAGGUGGGUAACGUGAGUGCGGCCAUGAGCAUGAGCAGUUAGCAGUGGCUCCAGGCCAGUUCUGCAGCAUUUCUGGGGCUGGCCUUGCUAGAAAUCCUUUGAAGGGAGAGCCUUUGGUGUGCUUCUCUAACCUAUGUGCAUGCUGCAUUGCAGUUUAGGGGCACAGGGUGAUGAGUCCCUUUGCUGAUAGCUGAGCUGGAUCCUUGCUUUCUAGCUGAGGCUUUUGCAAAUUGCUGUUGUUUAGAAGAUAAAAAUAGCCCUGAAGAGGAGAGACAUGAGAAACAAUGCUCCGCGUCUCUGAACUAGACAGAGAGGUCUUGAGGGAAACAGCUGUUUUUACAGAGCUGCAAGGAAUUGCAGCAGGCCUGCGUCUGGAUCAGGGAAGACUGGGUAAAGCAGUCCCUGCCUAUUCCAGGUUUGGGCCCAGAUCUUCCACUGCAGGUCUCAAAUAACCCCCACUGCCUUACUGGGGAGUUGCUCCAAUCCCGCAGUAGGAAAUCGGGGUCAUUCAUUUCCAGGCUGGAGGGGUUUUAAACAGACUUUGUUUAAACACUCUAACUUUGGAACUUGGCAGAUGUGAGAUUUUUUUAAGCUAUUAUUAACAACUUCACUUUGCUGGGAAAGCAGUUGCAUUGUUUCCGUGUGCUUGGGAUGUGCUUCUACGACCAAUGAAAUUUUUCAAGGAGCUGGGCCAAAAGUCCCCAAAGCGCAGUCUGCAGGGCUUAAAUCGUUUUAGUGACAGCUAAGAUGGGCAAGAAGGCAAUGGAUUUCUGGAGGAAGGGAAAGCUGGUGCUUGGGGAAUUAUUGCAGUUCCUGAAGCACUUGGGCAGCAGUGUGGAGCAGCUCACUGUAUUUUCAUUGAGCGUAUAUCAGUAGUAGACCCUGUCUAAAGAGGGUCUUGGAGCCUGUGGUGACACUCCUGUUUUCUGUUUGAACUAUUACUGUAAAAGAGUCAAACAGGUUAGCAGCUCAACUCUGUUCAGGUAACUAAUAAUGGGACUUAACCUCUGCAGUCAUAGAAAUUCUGAGUCUCAAGGCUAAAUUCAUCCACAAAUAAUUUUGGCAUUAUUUUUAAAUCUAACAAGGUUGUUUUGGAUUCCAGGCAGGUCUACAUAUCGGGCACACUGCAGUUCCAAAGCCAGAAGCGGCAAGGGAGCAGAGAGAAUCAAAGUUAACAUCCCAAACUUUGCUAAGUUCACGUUCUGAGUCUUAAUGUUAUUUGAACGUUGUUUCUCCAAGUUCAGUUAUUACAAGGUCUGCAGCAUGUUUGCAUAUCAGCAGGGGGUUAUAUGACCUUGGCUGCAGAUUUAAUAGUUAUUUUCCUCAGUCUGGUCAUCCGCUGUCUUUCACAUUUAGGUUAUUUUAGAAAAAAAUGAUCUGUUACUCCAGCCUCUGAAGGCUGCAGAGCUUUUUAAUAUUUUAAUUGCAUCUUUGUGGGCCGUAUCUGCAAGGAUGCAUUUUAUUUUGCUAUUUGAGAGAACCAGAAGACUGGCUGGCCAAACACAGAGACAGCGCCAUUGCAGAUUGACCUUGGUUGUCAUAGCCCUGCUGCUCCAUGCUGCUAGUCUGUAACUUCUAAGUGCUGUUGGGUCUUCAAGUGAUACCGUAGUUUGAACUGUGCUGUAUAGAGCUGUUUAAGGUACAGUUAGUGAGCAACAGCUGAAAUCCAUUUUUGGCACAAGGAGAGAGCAUUGUCUUACCCUCAAGAAGGGACUGUGUAUGGGUACUUCAUACAGAACCGCAGAAGGGCGAGGAUUCCUACCCCACUCCCCAAGUUGUACAAAUUUUCUGAUAGCUAAGAAGAAAACUGAAGUUAACUGAUCUAACUUGAACUUGAAACUGCCACAGCCUGACAUUUGGUGGUGUUUAUUGUGCACCCAAGGAGGAGCAGUCUGGUAAGUAGUUCUCCCAAUGUUGGAAGUAAGUGGCUUUUUCAAAUUUCCCUCCCUUAGGAUAUGUGUGCGUGUGUGUGUGUGUGUGUGUGUGUGUGCAAGAGUGCAUGUGAAAGAGAGGUUUCACCAUAAACUGGAUGGAUAAUACCUUAGCCAGGAUGGAGUAAUUGUGGAGCUUCUAGUGAAAAGAACUAGAACAUGCCUGCUGAAAGGAGAUAAAAAAGAGCUGGAAGUGUCUGUGGGCUUUAAGUGUUGCACAUCGCUUUGAAGUGAAAUACCUCUUCUGCGUAGAGAUCAGCACUUCUCCCACAAGUAGGAAGCUUACGGUAGCCUUCCUCCUUGGAUUAUGGGAUGGAAAGUACUGGAGGUGUGGGACAUUCAGAGCAGGACAAUCUGUUAUGGCCACACUGUCUCCUGCUUAUGACUUCCUUGCAAUAGGGCACAGUUUUGCUGCAAAUAUUAUUUUAUCCUCAAAGGAAUACAGCUUGCUUUAAAAUACGCAAAUACGAAAUAGCACGAAGCAAUUUGCAGCGAGAAAACUUCUGCGGCUGUGUCCUCUAGAGCAGCUCCCUCUGCUCCCCCUGCUCCCCGCUAACAUCCAGGGACAGACACAUCCGCUUUUGGAACUGAAGGAUUCAGGUGACAAGUUAAGAAGUCUACAAUCAGAAAUACUGAAAUGCUUUACACUUGUUUCUAAACUGGAAGCUGGCCUGGACCACCGUGCUCUGUCUCCCGGCCACCUGCUCCUGCUCCAAAGGAUCUUUUUUUCUUUUUUAAUUUUUUUUUAACACUGACAAAGCUGGAGAGUAUCAUGGACAUUUAUCCACUCCCAGGUAUGUGUUCUCUGCCCCUGCCUCAUGUCCCUUUCUCAGUCUGAGCAGAGCUCCAGGCUUGGAUCUAAGUUUUUUGGCAUCCCAGCUCCAAUGGGAAGCACAUCUCUGGGUUGGGCUCUUUGCCUAACUUUGUUAUCUUCCUUUCACACCGAUUUAGAUCUGCCUUUUAUGGCUGGUGAUUCCUAAAUUUGUUUGGGGAGAAGUAUUAACAGCUCUUUCUAACUAGAGAGGCAGACAAGAAGGAGCAGCUAGGCUUCCUACUGCGGGCUUGCUCUUGGUUAUGGGAGGGAAAGGAGGAGACAAGCCAAGUGGUGGAAAGCUGGGAGGGGGUGGAGGGAUUGAGAUGGAUCUCUGCAGAAGUGAGGACAAUGCUGAAAACAGAUCUCUUAGCUUGUGUUGUUGACUCAGAAAAAGAGGUUUUCUAUGAAAAGUCAUCAGGAAGUAACCCAAUAAGGCCUCCAACUGUUGAACUCCUUUGUUGAUGCCCCUUUUAGGUUGUGCUAGGGGCAUGAGGAAAAAGGGAUAGUCUAAACUACACUUGCCAAGAGAAGAAUGAACUUUGCCAGGGUCUCCAAGUGGCAUGCAUGAUGCAUCUGACAUGCUGAGCCUUGCCCUACUGUUGUUCACCCUGAAGCAAUAGCAGCAGCUUCCCAGAAGGGAGAGCAACAACUGACCUAGCUGUCCCCAAAGGAGAUCUCCAUAUGAAAUUCCUCCAUCCUCCUGCUGGCAAAGCCCUACCAGAUUGAUUGGCAUCAGGGGGCCACAGUCUUUCUGUCCCACUUUUAAUUCAGAGACUUAGAGAAGCAGCAGGUCCCUUGGGUGUGUUCCUUCUCCACCACCUCAGCAGCAGGUUGAGGGGAACAGCUGCCUGCUGAGGCUGAGCAUUUGGCUUCCCCUCCGUUCCCUCUCACCACAUUAUUUUUUAAAUGAGAUGUAGCCAAACUACUGGCAAAUUCGCAGCAUCUCUCCCAGGGUGGGUCUUGGCACACAGCUGUAAUAAACCAUGUUUCGUCUUGUCAGAAAUCUCUCCCCGUGACUUUGUGCUUGUUCCCAAAGAAUGUUGGACUUCCACUCUUUUUCUCCAGUGGAUAUCCCAUGGGAGUUGGCAACGCUGGUUAAUUCUUAGUGAUGUUAAACUGGUCCUCUCAGAAUCAGAGGGAUGCCAAUGUACGUGGAUAUACCACAAGCCAUAGAUAGGUCUUUUUUUAAUAGCCUAUCACCCUAAAAGCUGUCCCAGUUUCUGCUCAAGCAGGAGCCAAGUGCAGCUGUGGCCAGAAAAUCAUCGUGAAACACCAGUCUUCAUCACAGAGCAGCUCUGCUCAGACCUCUUUGAAGAAUAACAACUUGUUGCCUUUGCAGGCAAAGUGCUUUAAUCUGCUGACACUCAAGCGCUGGUGUACAUCUGAGUAAAUCUCCACGUGCAGGAGGAGGGCAGGCCGGCCUCUCCCAGGCUAUUUGCAGUGGCUUUUACAAGGAGCUAGCUGUGAGAAUUUGGGGGCAAUUCAAAUCUGGAGCUGCUUUUGAGCGUAAAACUUUGCUUUCAGCUGCUUUGUCUUUAUCAUGCGAGGCAUUGCAGGGCUCAGCCUAGCCACAGUUUUAGCAUGGCAGAAAAAUAAUGUGGACGUCAGCAAAGUGUAACAGAUCCUGUUUCUCCCAGUCAGUCGUUUUACAUCACUACAUUUAGGAGAGCUGCCUGCCUGCCAGGCCAGCCUGCACUGCAUCACUCCUGCUCGCUCAGGCUGCGGUGGGUGUGGAAGUGGGAGGAGUGAGAAAGAACGUGGUUUCUCCAGAGUUUUCUGUUUGUUACUCUGCUAUAUUUGUUAUCUGGAUUCUUAAGUAAAGAGUGCUUUGAAUUUCGUGAUUAUGUUAUGGUGAUGUGUAGUUAAUGUACUAAUGUUCACUUGAGCUAGGAUCAUGGUAACAGUGUG